CUGCAUCAAAUAUGGGUAACUGGCUUGUACUCAAACCCAUGUUCAAUGUUAGUCAAGAUAUCUGGUCAACCCCAGUAGCUGGCCAAACCGCGCAUCGCUAAUAGCGUACCCGGAAUGAGAUGUCGUAAAGCCUUUGUCGUCUCGCUGAUUCUCAAUUUCUCUCAGACCAGCCAUAAUUGCUCAUGUCGAACUUGGCCUAUGAAGUUGCGUGGGAUUUUCUCACCUAGAUAUUUCCCCACACAUCACUGUCUCACUCGCACUGCGGAUACCUGGUACGGUUGCGGAGUGGGUGCGGAGGCUCAAAAGCCCCGGUUGCCCAGGUUGAUACUAGAAUUGAGAAGUGGUCCACGUCAAUCACGCAUUUCCGUGUUGUUUAAUGCACAUCAUGAUUCUCGGAGAAGAAAUAUGAUCAGUCAAAGAGUCGCAUCGUUGGGUGAACCAGAAAUUGUAACCCAAGCCCACGUGUUGCGAGAUGGCAUACGCGCCCAGUGAAAGAUACGGAGCCGAGACAGCACACGUGUGAUUGCGAUUGCUUGCAUGCUUUUCUACAGCGGAUUCAAAAAUUAUUCCUGGGUAUGAAAGACUUUCCGACAUGCCGGCAGAACGACGACGAU
Molecule: messenger RNA, 614 nt
Organism: Colletotrichum godetiae
Lineage: Eukaryota; Fungi; Ascomycota; Sordariomycetes; Glomerellales; Glomerellaceae
Exons: 2
Coding region: 115-492 (125 amino acids)
Source: RefSeq, a predicted model, not a curated record